GGAUUCUUGACCAAUCAGAAGCCGUUUUGCUGCGGGGUGGACAAAGCUUCUACGUAAGCACGCAGGAGGCGGCGUGAGAUGAAAAGAGAGGUAAACAGCUAACACUUGCUGUAAUAAAGUGAGUCAAACAUGGAUUCCCAGAAGGAUCUACAGCCGCCCAAGCAGCAGCCUAUGAUCUACAUAUGUGGAGAAUGUCAUACAGAAAAUGAAAUCAAGGCCCGUGAUCCGAUCCGAUGUAGAGAGUGCGGCUACAGAAUCAUGUACAAGAAGAGAACAAAGAGAUUGGUUGUUUUCGAUGCCAGAUGAAGACGAGUGCAGCAGUUCUGAUUGUUUUGGGUUUUUUUUUUUGCAUGUGCUAUUCUUGUAGUGCAUUACCAUGUAAAUAAAUAGGAUUGCAACUCUGUGUGCUCAGAUCUGGACCAGGUCGGGCCACAGAUUGCUGAAUUAGUGUCAGAAAUUGCCAUUUUUUAUGCAGAUGCUCUCAAUGGUGUUUUUUAUAUUUACCCAAGAGUGGUGGAUGAAAGUCAUGGUUUACUAUAAAGAAGCAUUUCACUGAA
This is a messenger RNA of Myripristis murdjan (pinecone soldierfish), 557 nucleotides long. RefSeq names its product RNA polymerase II, I and III subunit K (gene polr2k). The coding region runs from base 130 to 306 and encodes 58 amino acids. Lineage: Eukaryota; Metazoa; Chordata; Actinopteri; Holocentriformes; Holocentridae. The record is from RefSeq and is a predicted model, not a curated record. Gene Ontology annotation, cellular component: RNA polymerase III complex; RNA polymerase II, core complex; RNA polymerase I complex. The transcript is spliced from 4 exons. Gene Ontology annotation, biological process: DNA-templated transcription. Gene Ontology annotation, molecular function: zinc ion binding; DNA binding.